AUGUCACGUCGAUGGUGCGCAUUUUCGUUUUUGAGGGGAGCCCUUCUGGCCUUUUGUGUUCUGAACGCAGUUUUGGCGUUUUUAUUUGCGUGGAUGAUGGAUUCAACGGAGUUAGUAGUGUUUCGCAUUCCAGCGCUUGAGCAGGGGUGGGACUUGCGUCUAAAGGCAAUGGCGUGUCGGCGUGCAGGACUGUGGUUUGUUCUGUUCCUCGUCCUGGUGUUGUUAGCGCCUUUGUGGGACUCUGUGCGGGGUCCUUGUCACUUGCUGUUUUGCCGACUUCAGUUUCACGCGCACCAAAACUGCCGCAAAGUAGUACCGAGAGAUCAAAGGGGACUUCUUGGGCACAAGGACAGUGAUUCAGAGGACGAAGAGCUAAUGGAACGCUAG
This is a messenger RNA of Trypanosoma grayi, 387 nucleotides long. RefSeq lists its product as hypothetical. The transcript has a single exon. NCBI's taxonomy places the organism in Eukaryota, Euglenozoa, Kinetoplastea, Trypanosomatida, Trypanosomatidae. The record is from RefSeq and is a predicted model, not a curated record. Bases 1 to 387 code for a protein of 128 amino acids.